AUCAGAUCAUCAUUCAGAAAACAUAGAGAUUUGGAAAUUCAUCCAAAAUAGUGCAGCAUCAUUUUCACUUUUCUUUUUCUUCUUCUUGUACUACUACUACUACUAUAUCUACUCCAGUUCCACUCAGAGAAAGAAAAGAAAGAAGAGAUAAUACAGAAACAGGAAAUUUCAAAAGCCAAAAUAAAGCCAUAACUAAUUAAGGUAAUUGAAAAUGCAAGGAGCAAUGCAAGCAAUCAGAUCCAACGGCAGCGUAUUCAAGUCUGCGAUUUUGCAACACAUCCGUAUAGUGGAUCCUGCUCUAAGACCUGCUUUCUCCACGCGCUUCCAGUCAACAGCUCCUCGUUUGGAAGAGCAUGGUUUUGAAAGCACCACAAUUUCUGAUGUUCUUAAAGCCAAGGGUAAAAGUGCUGAUGGUUCAUGGCUUUGGUGCACCAUAGAUGACUCCGUUUAUGAUGCUGUCAAAUCGAUGACACAACACAAUGUUGGAGCCUUGGUGGUCGUUAAACCAGGAGAACAGAAGUCCCUUGCUGGAAUUAUUACUGAGAGAGAUUAUCUCAGGAAGAUAAUUGUUCAGGGAAGGUCUUCCAAGUCUACAAAGGUCGGAGACAUUAUGACUGAGGAGAACAAGCUUAUAACUGUGACCCCUGAUACGAAAGUGCUGCGAGCUAUGCAACUAAUGACAGAAAACCGCAUCAGGCACAUUCCAGUGAUCAGUGGCAAGGAUAUGAUAGGGAUGGUAUCCAUCGGAGAUGUUGUUCGAGCAGUUGUAAGCGAGCACCGCGAGGAGCUGGACCGCCUGAAUGCCUUCAUACAAGGAGGAUAUUAAACGAUGAAGAUGAUGAUGCCAGAGACAAAGAUGAUGACGACAAUAACAAUAAGAAAUAGAAGUGGGUACCUUUGCUUUAUUAGCAGAUGUUUGUAAAUAUUUGAGUUUGUUUAUGCAACUAUUUACCCUUUAUUUGAGAGAGUUUAUCAACACUAUUAAGUGGUUUUGAGUUGUUGGACCAUGGCGAUUUGCUGAAUAACUUGGCACCAAAACAUCGAUCAGUUUUAGACAUUGCAUUUUAUGUUUGCUUAAUAACUGUAAUUUCUAUCGGGCCUAAUGCCUAUGCCUCUCCAUACAAGGCAUUGAACUUCUAUAGAUGUUUUUUUUAACAAGAAAAUGUGCUUUGUUUGCU
This is a messenger RNA of Papaver somniferum (opium poppy), 1178 nucleotides long. RefSeq names its product CBS domain-containing protein CBSX3, mitochondrial-like. The coding region runs from base 212 to 826 and encodes 204 amino acids. NCBI's taxonomy places the organism in Eukaryota, Viridiplantae, Streptophyta, Magnoliopsida, Ranunculales, Papaveraceae. The transcript has 6 exons. The record is from RefSeq and is a predicted model, not a curated record.